GCGGUGAUUGCGGUACGGUCAGGGAAGCACCUCCAUUUUUUGCGGUCAAAGUAGGGGCAGCAUUGCGGCCAAUCUAGCGCGCGUCAUAUUCACGUGACAAGAAUUGAAAGUUACGUCCCGACGCUUCGCUCUUCACAAUCCCCACUCCACCACGACACGACCCAACCACCUUCACCACCGCGCGUCAUCAACACACGUCGCCACCCAUCAAGUACGCGGUACACAUAUCGCGUCCGACACCUCGUCAGCUUUAAUCGCUGUUUCCCAUCCAUCCUACGCGUCGAUAGCAGACCGUGCUACCGUAAGCUAGACACGAACCAUGGCGGACGCGGCGGCAACACCCGUGGCAACCGAGCCUACGAUCUCCACCGAGAUCCCAACGCGUCCCGCAGACGCCGCAGCUGCGCCCGCUGUCGCCGAAGCGAAGCCCUCUGAGGGGGAUGCCGUCAUCGCUACCGAGGGAGUCGCUGAAGACAAGGAGAAGACUGAGGAGUCCACUGCUGCGAAGGAUGAGGCCACUGCCGACGCGCCCGACACAGCCGCACCAAGCAAUGACACGGACGCCGCGCCUGUCACCGAACCUGCCGCCGAACCUGCAGCUGAGCCCCCAGCUGCUGGCUCCGCGACCAACGGCACCGCCACCACCCCGGCUAAGACAAGUAACAGCAGGCGAAAGUCAGGGGCUGGCGUGCCUGAGCAUAAGAAGAAGACACCUGCCAAGAGCAAGAAGAAGGCACCCGAGCUCCGUCUCGAUGCUCAGCCGGGAGACAUGUACAUGGUCGCUAUGCGAGGGUACCAGCCGUGGCCGGUCAUCGUUUGCGACGAGGAGAUGCUCCCCGAAUCUCUCCUGAGCAAGCGACCGGUCAGCGCGAAGCGCAUCGACGGCACAUACCGCGAGGACUUCCUCGAGGGUGGGAAGAACGCGAAAGACCGCAGGUAUCCUAUCAUGUUCCUCGGUACCAACGAGUUCGCAUGGCAGGUAAAUACCGAGCUCCUGACAUUCAAUGUUGAAGACGUAAAGAAGGAUGUCGAGGCCGGGAACUCGGCGAAGAAGAACAAGGCGCUGUGGUCAGCGUACGAGAUGGCCGCAGAGGGCCACGAUCUGGCCUACUUCAAGACCAUGCUCGCAAGCCACGAAGCAGCUCUGCAAGAGGAUGCUGAGGCACGUGAAGCUAAGGAAGCCGAGAAGAAGGAGAAGAAGGACAAGGCCUCUAAGCGGAAGAGCACGGCUGCGGUCGACUCGGACGAUGUGGAGAUGGGAGAUGCUGGCGAUGAUGCAGCGCCUUCUGCGAAGAAGGCCAAGGCAACAAAGAAGCGCAAGAAGGAGGAUGGCAGCGACGGCGAGGAGCCUGCGGCUAAGACCCCGAAGACUACCAAGCUGAAGCUCAACAAUAAGACCCCCAAGGAAGGUUCUGCCGCGAAGCCGAAGAAGGAGACAAAGUCUAAGAAGAAGGCCGUUGAAGAGCCUGCGCCAGCCAUAUCAGAGGAGCCUGAGAUGACUGCCGAAGAGCGGUUCGCUAAGCGCGAGAAGCAGAUUCUAUACCUUCGACACCGGUUGCAGAAGGGUUUCCUUUCGCGAGACCAGGCACCCAAGGACGAAGACAUGACUAACAUGGCCGACUACCUGAAGCAGCUUGAAGCGUACGAUGACCUCGAGGCUGAGAUCAUCAAGAGAACGAAGGUCCACAAGGUCCUCAAGGCCAUCAUCAAGCUCGACAACAUCCCCCAGGAAGAGCAGCACAGCUUCAAGCAACGCUCUGCGGAACUGCUCGGCAAGUGGAAUGCUUCGCUGGCUUCUGCUGACAGAGACUCUGCGGAGAAGACCACACCUGCUGCUACCAACGGUGUCAAGGCCGACGACGAGAAGUCCGAGUCCGCAAAGGCCGAGACCCCAGUGGUCGAGAAGAAGGAGGAGACCACAGAGGAGACCAAGGGGGAGACCAACGCUGAGCCGACAGAAGAGAAGGAGGAGGCACCAAAGGUCGAGGCACCAGCCGAGCCUACUGCUGCGGCGCCUGCCGACAAGGAUGGUGACGUGUCGAUGGCCGAUGUUGAGGCUACCAAGGAGGCUCCCGCAAUCAUGGAUGCACCCAACCCGGAAGGCGUCAAUGCUGCGACCACUGAAUCGGCAUCAGAGACCGCGGCCGCAACUACCUCCUGAGCAACCCUGUUAGCUUGGUGACAGCUAGGCAAGUGGACAAGCCUAUUGAGUGAGAAUGAUACACUUUGAGAUUGACAAGGCGAGGCGUCUGAUUGGACGUCAAGACUGCGAUGCGCGGAGAGGGUGCAAUACCCAGUGGUCUUACAAGCCCAAGGGCGUUGACGUACUGUACAUAUAUUGCUGCUUAGCAUUGUCAGCCGUUUUGGUUGGAGAUGGAGAGCGGCGGGUGGUUAUUCUUUGAGCGAAUCUGAUCCAAAUCAAGCACUGCAAUCACUUUGUCUAUCUAUUAUGUGUUCUUCGCGACUGGUAUAUUUGGAAAUACUGGCUCCUCUCGACUAUCUCGCAAAGCGUCAUCGCCAUUUCAUACCAACAGGUCUUGAUAUGUAGCAGCAUAUCUGCACAACACUGUCUACUUCAGAUUGAGCUCGGAACUGGC
This is a messenger RNA of Boeremia exigua, 2597 nucleotides long. RefSeq lists its product as uncharacterized. The transcript is spliced from 5 exons. Lineage: Eukaryota; Fungi; Ascomycota; Dothideomycetes; Pleosporales; Didymellaceae. The record is from RefSeq and is a predicted model, not a curated record. The coding region runs from base 320 to 2161 and encodes 613 amino acids.